UCUCAAAAAGAACAUUUUCUCUAAGAACCAUUAAAUUUUUCCCUUUCAUUCUUAAUUCCUCUAUAUAUAUUGAUGAUAUGUACUUCAAAUUGAGGUAGUACAAGUUUUUUUAUUCAUUUUGAUUACUUAUUUCCUUUAUAAGUUCCAAUAGGAGAAAACAAAAAAAAGAGACAAAAAAUGCUUUUUAGAAUCCUCCUUGUAGUAUUAUUAGCCACUUCAUUGUUUUCAACUUCUUGUAAUGGAAAAAAGAAGAUUGAAAAACCAAUAAAACAUGGUCAUAAUGCACCAAAAAAUGGUAAUGUGAAAAAGAAGACACAGGCAAUUAUUGAUAUACAAUCUUUUGGAGCCAAAGGUGAUGGACUCUCAGAUGAUACAGAGGCAUUUAUAAAAGCUUGGAAGAAGGCAUGCAAAACAGAAAAUGGUGUGCUUUUGAUUCCAAGGCACAAGAUAUAUUACAUUGGACCAAUUAAGUUUCAUGGUCCUUGUAAGAAAGGACUUAGAAUGAUGAUAAAUGGAGAAUUGAGAGCUUCAAAAGAUGUAUCAGAUUAUAAGGAAGAUAGAAGACAUUGGCUUUUAUUCCAAAAUAUGGAAAAUUUUAUAGUUGAAGGUGUUGGAAGCAUUGAUGGCAAUGGACAAGUAUGGUGGAAACGCUCUUGCAAAGUUGAUAAAACAAUUCCAUGCAAUACAAAAACACUAACAAUUCCAACUGCUAUGUCCUUUUAUAAUUGUACAAAUUUGAUAGUGAGAAAUUUAGAGUUGAAGAAUCCACAGAAAAUGCACUUAACAAUUACCAAAAGUAAACUUGUUGAAGUUUCAAGAUUGAGAAUUACAGCACCUGCAGAUAGCCCCAACACUGAUGGAAUUCAUAUUUCUGGAACAAAAGAUAUUGAUAUUCACCAUUGUUAUAUUGAAACAGGUGAUGAUUGUAUAUCAAUAGUAAAUGGUUCCACUAAUGUUAGAGCAAGAUAUAUACAUUGUGGACCUGGCCAUGGAAUCAGUAUUGGAAGCUUGGGGAAAAAUAAACAGGAGGAUGUUGUUUCAAAUGUUUAUGUGCAUGAUGCCACCUUGAGGGGAACAACUAAUGGAUUAAGAAUAAAGUCUUGGCAGGGAGGACGUGGAUAUGCAAAAGACAUUCUUUUUCAAGACAUACAGAUGGUGAAUGUGACCAACCCCAUAAUCAUUGAUCAAUUUUACUGUGAUCAAGAUAAACCAUGCAAAGAGCAGAAAGAAGCAGUGCAUGUGAGUAAUAUAAUGUACAAAAAUAUUAAGGGAACAAGUUCUACGCAAACUGCAAUUAAAUUAAAAUGCAGCAAAACUGUUCCAUGCGAAGGGAUACAAAUGGAAAAUGUGAAUAUACGUCACGAAGGUGGUUCAACUGUCCAAGCUUUAUGUGCAAACGUUAAAUACACAACAUUGGGGGUGUUAUUCCCAAAAUGCCCUUCUGAGCAGCGCCAGUGAGCAUUUUUGUGGAAUUAAUAACAUUUUUAUUUGAUUUUUUUUCCUUUCUCUUUUGUACAUGUCCCUUUAUUUCAUUUCUACAACUCCUUUGCUUCUUGAGAUAGUCAUUGGCAAUUUUAAGGGGAGUAUAGUAGGAAAUUAAAGGAAGUGCAAUUUUAGAAUUAUGUUGGCUAGGAAUUACAAGUGCUACUGUAUUAUGUUUU
Messenger RNA from Solanum dulcamara, 1661 nucleotides. Its product is annotated as polygalacturonase-like. The record is from RefSeq and is a predicted model, not a curated record. The transcript has 9 exons. Lineage: Eukaryota; Viridiplantae; Streptophyta; Magnoliopsida; Solanales; Solanaceae. The coding region runs from base 178 to 1458 and encodes 426 amino acids. Gene Ontology annotation, biological process: fruit dehiscence; pectin catabolic process; anther dehiscence. Gene Ontology annotation, molecular function: polygalacturonase activity.